GUUUUCGUCUGGCAGUCUGUGAGAGAACACGUUCGAGUCAAGUCGCGUAAAUUAAAUCGCACCAGUGUGUUAAAGUGAGAGGAGAAAAAAAAAGUGGAAUUUUUCAUUUUGCACCGUACAAGAACAAUAUUUCAAAACCGUAGAAAAACUAGGCGCACCCGUGAUGCACACGUUCAGUGAAACAGGUGCCGGUGUUCCGGCCUUCCUGGCCAAGCUGUGGCGGCUGGUCGAGGAUCCGGAAACGAACGAUCUGAUCUCCUGGAGCACGGAUGGCAGGAGUUUCAUCAUUCAGAAUCAGGCACAGUUCGCCAAAGAGCUGCUGCCGUUAAAUUACAAACAUAACAAUAUGGCCAGCUUCAUUCGUCAGCUGAACAUGUACGGGUUCCACAAGAUCACAUCGAUCGACAACGGUGGCCUGCGGUUCGACAAGGACGAGAUGGAGUUUACGCAUCCGUGCUUCCAGAAGGACCACCCGUACCUGCUGGAGCACAUCAAGCGCAAGAUUGCCAACUCGAAGCAGCAGCAGCAGCAACAACAACAGCAGCAGCAGGACGACAAAAGUUCCACCAAGGUGGAGGCCGUCAACCGGGUGCUGUCCGAGAUGAAGAACAUGCGUGGCCGGCAGGACUCGCUGGACUCGCGCUUCUCCACCAUGAAGCAGGAGAACGAAGCGCUGUGGCGUGAGAUUGCCAUUCUGCGCCAGAAGCACAUGAAGCAGCAGCAGAUUGUGAACAAGUUGAUUCAGUUUUUGGUCACGAUCGUGCAGCCUUCCCGCGGUGGGCUGGGCUCGAUGAACGGCAAUGGCAACAACAAGCGCCGGUUCCAGCUGAUGAUAAACGACGCGCCGCCGACGACGCCGGCGAAGGUAAAGAAGACCGGCGGGGAGGGCGCCACGAUUCAGGAGUUGGGCGAGGUGCUCGAAGAGGUUGCCUUUGAGAACGAACAGGACUUGUUGUCGCAGAGUAAAAACAAGAAAGAAAAACCGACGGCGGGUAACGGUAAAGUUAGGAGCGAAAAGUCAAAAGACUCGAAAGAAUCGGCCAGGACAUCCGAGGUUCCGGAAGUUACGUCUCCAAUUUCGAUAGCGCAACAGUCGCCGUACCGGUCGGACAGUGUCAACGAGGUCAUCGAGGAGGUGACCAGCCCGAUGUCGUAUUACGGCGGCCAGCAGGAGCAGAUCGCCAUCAAGCGUGAGCACGUGGACCGUACGCGACGCAUGACCGGACCACAGGAGGAGGAAGGCGGCAACGUCGUCGACGACGGGUCGUACGACGAUGAAGGCUAUCUGGUUGAUCACGUGGAGGAGUUCGAGGCGGGAACGUCCCAGCUGUACAACGACUCGGACAUGUUGGUAACGCCCAUGGUCAUCAAGGAGAUGCAAAAGCAAGAACAACUCAAGCAAAUGCAACAGCAGCAGCAGCAGCAACAGCAGAAGGCAGUUUCCAAGGGGGAAAGCCUGUUGAAGAUUAAGAAGAAUGGCGCUAUUCACAAGGCCCAGAAGAGUCUUUUGACGAACAACAAGCAUGCCGAGUCAAACAGUGGCAAGAAGAUGCACCACGUCGGCGUCGGCAAGACCAUUUCAUCAAACGAGCAGUCCGGCACCAGUGCGGCAGGUCCCUCCGGGAUGGGCAACUUUGUGACGGAUUCCAUACCGACCACGUCCAUCGGGUACGGCAUGAACGACUUUAUCGUGAAUGACCAGGUGCCGAGCGAUCUGUUCGACGACAACGACAGCCAGAUGGAGAAGGAAUCACCGAUGCUGGGCGUCGGGUUCAACUUUGAUGGCGGAUUCUACAAUCCGAAUGUGAACAUCAAUGAGAUGAAGGGCCGCCAGCAGCAGCUGCUUCAACAGCAGCAGCAGCAACAACAACAGCCCCAAUCGCAGGCCGCAGGUCCAAGCCACGAGAGCAACCUGCAGGCCGAUGACGAGGACGAUCUGAACGGUGGUGACGAGUCGGACAAAGCUGGACGGACCUUAGCCAGGUUUGUUAGCAACGACAGUGACAUGAAUAAACUUAACACGAUCAUCGAUUACGGACAUCACAUCGACACCGUACAGACCGAUUUGGACUCGCUGAAGGAUUUGCUGAAGGGCGAAGGAUAUCAGUUCGAUGCCAACACGCUGCUCGGGACGACUGGCGGAAACGGUCCGCAGUUUGGCAGAGUUUAUUUCGCACCGUCCGCAUUUGACACUGAUGCCCUGAACAAGCUCUUUGCCGGAAACGAGGACCUCUUGGGGUACGACUUCCCGAUGAACUUGCCCGACGCGGCCAGCGUGACCGACGCGCAAAAGAGAAAUAUCGCAGUCGGCGGAGCAGGAGGUGGUGCAAUUACGGCCGGCGUGUCCUCGUCAAACUCGGCCAGCAACGGCAGCGGAGGUCUUUUAGAAUCCGCAGGUAUUGCUGCUGGCGGCGAUCCGACGAGUCAGCUCAUGGCAUACAAAAAUCCGGGAGGAAACGCGACCACCGUCACCGGUGACUACAUCGAUCUGAAUGAGUUGCUCAAUCUCGAGGCUGGCAAUGAGGACGAAAAUUCCAUUCUAAUUUAACCGUUGAAAGUAAUUUGUGUCUUAUAGCGUUUGACCCCGUAAAAUGUGAAAGAGAGAGAGAGUGAGUUAUUUGUUUUUGUUUUGUUUUUCAUUUCUUUUUUAUUAAAUAACUUGACUAGCUGUGUACGGGAAUGAGUAAUAUGAAAGAAGCCUUUAUUUUGUGCAUUAAAAGUUUGUAAAAGUGAGCUAAGUGUAAGGACAGGAGUAAAACUUUUUCCCCAGUAGUUAAACUUUCAUCAGGAAUUGUUCUUUUUGUCUUUGAUCAAAAUUCGAUGCGCUUGAGCGACAAUAUCAGAGAUGCAAUAAAAACACACCUUAACCAAUAGAACAACCGCCCGCCCGCGUGUAAUAAUCUCUUCAAGAGAAAGCACCAUUCAGAUUGACCGUAACGUGGACGACUUUGGAUGCGAUCGCCGAGAAUGAGUCUACAGCGUUGAUAGAGAAUCCAAUCCACAAUUUUCAAGCCACACAACCGGAUCACAAUAAUUUCUUAGUCACUAGAACUAACGCGAACCAGCUGUUGGAAGGCCAACAGACACGCUGCUGUACCUGACUGCGAAUGAAAACGACCGGUAAAAAAAAACUAACAAACUCCCUAGAAUGCAGUAUGCACCGCGCUAUUCCCGAAUAUUAUCCCCUUUUGCUAUUGUUUCCCUUCGUUUUAAGUGACGUAAGUUGAAGAAAACUUGACUCGUAGAUUUAAACCGCGCAUUUAGUGGUAAAUUAUGUUCUAAUGACAACAAAAAAAAGAUAACUAACAUUUAUUAUAUCAAUUAUCCCUUAAAUAUCGUUUAUUGGAAGUAUGGAAAUUAUAUUUGAGGUAACCUCUGUUACAAAAAAAGAAA
Molecule: messenger RNA, 3393 nt
Organism: Culex pipiens pallens (northern house mosquito)
Lineage: Eukaryota; Metazoa; Arthropoda; Insecta; Diptera; Culicidae
Gene: Hsf
Product: heat shock factor protein
Exons: 9
Coding region: 164-2548 (794 amino acids)
Biological process (GO): regulation of DNA-templated transcription
Molecular function (GO): DNA-binding transcription factor activity; sequence-specific DNA binding
Source: RefSeq, a predicted model, not a curated record